This is a messenger RNA of Glarea lozoyensis ATCC 20868, 1638 nucleotides long. RefSeq lists its product as uncharacterized. The record is from RefSeq and is a predicted model, not a curated record. Bases 1 to 1638 code for a protein of 545 amino acids. The transcript is spliced from 4 exons. Gene Ontology annotation, molecular function: protein-cysteine S-palmitoyltransferase activity. Gene Ontology annotation, biological process: protein targeting to membrane; peptidyl-L-cysteine S-palmitoylation. Lineage: Eukaryota; Fungi; Ascomycota; Leotiomycetes; Helotiales; Helotiaceae. Gene Ontology annotation, cellular component: endoplasmic reticulum; Golgi apparatus.
AUGCGAAGCCUCGAGGAUCGCAAUCGCUCGGUCAACCUUUGGACAGCGCGUGUCGUUCCAAUCGUUUUGCUAGGCGUAAAGGGAUACGCCACGUACGUUUUGGUGUCGCAGUUGUGUAUUAGUUAUCUUCUCAAUCGAGGUGAUCGAACGGCUGCAAUUCCGAUUCUUUGCAUAUAUUUCUUCACUUUCACACUCAUGAUCAUUUCCUUGACUCGACUUCUAUAUGUUACCACCUUCCACCCGCCAUACAUUCCACUUGGCUCUGCCGCAAUUCAGGCUCAAAGGACGAAAAGGAAACUUCGCUCCGAGGAGGAUGCGCUGAGCUCUGGGGAAUAUGAUACAGAGAAAGGCCGGAAUGAUCCAGAUUCUGCAGGAUUGGAGCUAUUUUACACCAAAAAUUGUUUCGUCACAGAAGCUGAUGGAAGACCGAUUUGGUGCUCGCAUUGUGCGACGUGGAAGCUCGAUCGAACCCAUCAUGAUAGUACAUCAGGUCGCUGUAUCGCCAAAAUGGAUCAUUUCUGCCCGUGGGUUGGAGGUCCCAUCGGCGAGAACAACUUCAAAUACUUCAUACAAUACACUUUUUGGACAGCGUUGUAUUGUUUGCAUUUGCUAAUAGUAAUGGCAAUCUACAUUCGGCGGCAAAUUAGCUCUCCGAGUGACAGUCUGAAUCGCCAGUUUAUCGCUAUUCUAGCUCUAGCUAGUUUUUUCUUUCUUUUCACGGCAAGUAUGUGCGGGACCUCGGUGGAUCUGGCUAUCAAAAACCUCACGACCGUGGAGAGGCUUCGUGCGAAGAGUAAAGUGCAUAUUCUGGCUAUCCGAAAGCCGCAUUCAUCGCAGACUCCUGGAACGGGCGCCGCACGAAGCUACAAAGCGCCGUAUCGGGAGAUCACAUAUCCUCUUGAUGCGAGUCUGUUCUCCUCGACGCCAGGACCAGGAACAUUCGCAGCAGGAGAAGCUAGAGAUAACAACUCCGCACAACACGAUCAGUCCAACCCAGCAACUGCCCAGCAAAACCACGUGACACAAGCUAAGGUUCCUACUACAUCCCCAAUUGACGACUCGGAGCAGCAGACACGUUACCCGGUAGUAGCUAACUCUGAGGGACAUGUGUCUUCUCCCCGUCCUGUUACUGAUUCCACCAACCCAUAUGGCCAUCAAACGAUGGAAGGCGGGACAAGGCAACCCGAACUAUCAAGAACACAGCCAUUUCCACAUGGAGAGUCUGCGAGAGAUUUGCAAGCAAGUCGGACAUUUGCGAUCGUGCACACUCUAGAGCCUGGAGAUAAUCCCUGGGACCUUGGAAGUGCGAUACUCAACUUAAAUACAGUAAUGGGAAAUAGCAUCUUGGAAUGGUUCCUGCCAACAGCAAGUCCUUGUGCCAACCAUGAGAGUACCGAAAGCCAGUUUGCGCUCGGUCCUGCAGUCAAAAGGCUACGGGCAGAAUAUGGAUUGGUUGAGCAAGAAGGGGCGUCUGAUAUGGUGGACGGAGCUAGGAAGGCGAACCUAAGGCAUUCAUCACCUAAGAAUUUGCGUGACCGUAAUACUCCCAUUAGAGUACACCACGAUAAUCAGUCCGUACAUCCCUCAGAUAACUAUAUCAAGCUUCAGGACCUGUCUGGACGAGCUGUUCAUUCAUGA